UCUUCGUGAAACAAGGAGUACGUUUCGUGAAUAUCUACACGAAGAUAAGUGAACGUAACCUCGCGGAGAGACAAGUGCCUAGAGGUAUGUGCGUAGGCACGAUACGUAGCGAUAAGCGUGCGACGCUAUCGGUAACGAAAUACGUAACAUGCGUACAAGCAUACAGGUAGGUAUCGGGAAAGUCGUCUAGUUUAUUUUAAUUUCGCGGCGCUAAUUGGUUGGAAUCGUCGGGAAAAUACGAUACGGUGAACCAAUGAAGAAGAUACGCACGGAGCGAGAAAAAUGGACGAGGUGAGACACGCGUGGGCUUCCUUCAAGUCCGGGAAAAAUUUGUCGUUGUCGACCGUUCCCAGCGCUAACGACAACAAUUCGUCCACGAUCUGGUACGACGUUCCGGUGCCAGUGAUAAUUCACUGUCGCGACUUUUCGGACGUAACGAAAAUCGACGAGCCCGAGAAAACCGGCGAUCCUAGGAUGGAAGUUAUCGCGACCGGCGCGAAAGAAGAACGAUUCUAUCGGAAGAACGAGGAGGUCUCGAGAAGCCUCCGGAGAGAGUACAACGAACCGCCGAACGUCGAUCUUUCCGACGGGAAAAGCUUGGAGCAGAGCAAACCCAGAGACAAGGAGAAACGGCACAGAAACACCGUGGAAUUGACCGCGGUCUCUUCGGUGAAAACCGACGAGGACGGAGUGCCGACCAUCGAGUUCAGUUUCUUACACGCGGACGAGAAACUCCGAACCACCGAUUCCGAUGAAUCCGCGACAGGCGGGGCCGCAACCGCGAACACGAACGCGAACGAAACGCGGACGAACGACGACGAUCAAAGUCAGCUGUACGAUUUUCCGAGAAAUUCGAAAUCGUGCGUUCCCGAGGAAACUGAAAUCGAAAUCGAAACCGAGAAAGUAGUAGAAAGUCCCGGCGAGGCAGAUGCGACGACGAGCGGUGGUAACGAAAUUCACGGCACGAUCCGGGAGGAAUUCGACGCGGAAUCGGCACUCGUACGGAACGAGACGCACGGAAACGCGAGCGAUUCGCCGACAGGGUCAGCGGCUACAUUAGACGGUACGUCCGAUCGAGUUAUCGCGUUGGAGAAAGUAAUCGGACAAACGACGACAAUGACGAUGAUCUCGAAAAUCGAUUCGGCCGCCGAAACAAAGGACCGAGACGACCGGAGGAAACGAUCGGUCAGAUCGUUGAAAUCAGGUAGAAAAAGUUACGGCACCUCGGAUAACGACGAAUACGACGCGGGAAUCGCUUCUAUGUCGGGUUUCGCUCUUUCGAGCGUGGCGACUCGUCGGAUCGGACGCUCGAAGUUGCAGAAACACCGAUUCGGGAAAGCAUGGGAGAAAAUGAGAUGCUGGCUGCGCGAGGAGACCUCGAGAAUCAACGAGGUGGUGAACAAGCAUGCGAGGCUGCAAGCAGUCGGUGCCCUCGGGGGCGAGGCCCGUGUCCCGAGCAUCUCCACCGGCAAAAUCGGUAAGCACGCGUCUUACGAUCUCACCAAGGCGAGGACAGGGGAGUUGGGAUCGAUCACCAGGGUCGAGGAGUUCGGUCUGACCUCUGUCGCGGAGGAGAACGCGACGCGUGCGGCUGAGAGGAACACGAACACGAAUACAUUUGGCUCGAGAGAAAUAACAGGCAGCUGCGACGAUGUCGAGCUUUUUUCCGACGACGAGACCAACGAACGUGUCGUCGCUACUCCGGUUUCCCCAGGCACGAAUAAACCCUGUUCCGACACAGAAAACGAGGAGGUAGACGAUGCAACCGCGGCGGGAGUGGCGGGACCCGAGACCAAGGAUCGUGCUCGAAAAGCUGGCCUGAUUAAGAAGAGAAUGCUGGGGUCAAUCAGAGGGUUAAUGGCCUCCACUCAUCUACUUCACGUUCACGAGACCGACGAGGGAGGACAAGGUGGAUUCGAGGAUGUCCGGAGGUACGUGAAACAGGGUGGUGAUUUCUGCAAGGAACUGGCGUCGAUUCUUCACGAAAGGGCGGAAUUGGAAGCAACCUAUGCCAAAGGACUCAGCAAGUUGAGUAGCAAGUUAACGAAAGCGUGCGCGAAGGAUCAAGGUGGAAACAGCAACGGAGGCGUGAACGAGGCAUGGAGAUGCGUCGGCGAGGAGAUGGAGGCUGCCGCGGAAGCCCACAGAGUGUGGAGCAUCACGCUCAGCGAGCAGCUCGCCAAACCGCUCCGAGUGGGAGUAGCGGAGGCUCAGGGACGCUCGCGGAAAUCCAUCGAGAAUUCCGUUGACAAGGCUGGAAAAUCUCUCCACGAGUGGCGGAACAUCGCGGCAAAAACUAAAAAGCAAAGUUUCGCCUGUGCCCGGGAGAACGAGAGGCUGCAGGACCUGGCGAGGUUACAAUCGAUCAGCCAGAGCCAACAGAGCAACAACAAAUCGUCGAACCAUCAUAUGACGGAGAAGGAGGCGAGCAAGCUCGAGGCGAGGAGGAGAAAGGCCGAGGACUCGUCCCGUAGGGCGGAUACGGAGUUUUACACGGUGAGCGUGAGAGCCGAGAGAGCCAGGCUCGAAUACGAAAGCACGGUGAGAAAAGGAGCCAAGCAGAUGGAACUUCUCGAAGAGGAACGAUUAAGCGCUCUGAAGGAUCUAGCGAACGUUUACUUGGCGCACCUGCAAGCUCUCGCUCCCCGUCUGCAACAGAGCGCGGACCGUUUGGUGGGACCUGCGCGUAACUGCAACGUGCCUCAGGACAUCGAGAUCCUGAAGAAUCUUACGCGCAGAGUGGAGAGUAACGAGGGAUGUAGUUCCGAGCAACUGCUGCCGGACUUUUAUGCCGAGCAUGUUACUCUCGCGAUGAACAGGGAACGUCGAAAGCAAGCAUUGGUCAGAGUUCUUCAUUUGAUUAGGCAGGAUCUGGAACGAGAAAGACGCGGAAGGGAGGGUCUGGAAACGCUUCACAGAGCUUUCGUCGCAACGCCGGCGUUCGCCGCGGACGAGAGUACGCAGAACGUGACGGAUAAAUUGCAUCACAUGCGCUCCAUGUUGUUGUACCUAGAGGCAGCGAGGUAUAAAGUCGGUGGAACGUUGGCGGAAGUGGAAGGUAGUAAACGAGCCAAGCAUCCCUUGGCGGACCACAUUUUGGUUUCGAGAGACAAGCAGGGACUGCAGCAGAGCGUCCUUAAGGUUCCUUCUUGGGCAAAGAACGAAUCGUUUGAGUUUCAGGACGACGAGGACGAAAUCGAAGUUCAUCUCGCGAAGGAUCACGAGACCGAGAGUCGUCAUUGGGCCGAUCGAACAGCCGGCGAUGGGAACUCGGAGAAUCCACCCGACGAGGAUGAUUUCAGCGACUUCGACGAAUUUAGCAGCCAUUCCGAGGACAAUAACAAUCAAGAGGUCGACGGCGCCGAGACUGCCAGUAAAAUCGACAGCUCGGCGGAACAGUGUAGAGCGAUCUAUCAGUACUCGGCGAAUCUAAACGACGAGCUCAGCUUAAGCCCCGGAGACUUGAUAACGGUGCAUCAGAAACAACCGGACGGGUGGUGGAUAGGCGAGUGCAGAGGACGAACUGGUAUAUUUCCAGCCACUUAUGUACAGGUUAUUCAUUGAUCCGUUACGGAGCUUUUUAGUUCUCUUAUUUUUCUCGACCGGAAAAAGAACUGUAUAAAGAGAAAGAAUCGUACGAGUCGCAAUCGAACAUCAAUUGUGUAGUUAAGUUGUUGCGAUUCGAUGAAUUCGCCAACCGAACGACGGUAAAAGAAUGCGAUCGAGUCGAUCGGAAAGCUACCAAAGCACACUUGAAUCUCAAGUGUGACACGUUUCUUCAAACGUUAACCUCGACUGUUUAGGUUACAUUUUCUUUCGUUUUCCACUUAAAUUUCAUUCACGCGCGACUUCGAAAGACCAGGCUUUUUUUCGGGUUGGCGCCGAACAAGUAAUUUUCGUAGUUACGAUUGCGCCCUGGGGAUCGAAUAAAAUCUAGAGAAUUAUACAUAUACGUAUUGUGAUUCGCACAACUUUAUCGCGAUUAUACAAAAAGAGACAUACUUCUUUCUAGAUACAUACGCGUUACUCAAGUGCCAAUAAUAGCAUGCUUAAUCACCGUGCAAAAAACACGUCGGACUUGUUAAAAAAGAUAAACAAGUAUAAAAUAUAUUUUUACUCGGACGAUCAACUAAUUUAUUAAUUAAUUAAUUCAGAAGAUAUUUAUACAACGAAGUAUUAUUAUUUCCUGUGUUUCUUAGGACUCACGUCUUGUAAUUUACAACUAAUUUAUAAUAGUAUGUAAUUGAAAGUAGAAAACUGCGACACGACACUAUUUUUACGUUAAAAUACUUGAUCCGAGUCACUAUGCUAUAAUCUACGUAUACCUAUCUAUAAGAGAAUUGACGAGACAAAAUAGAUUAACGGUUUUUUUUUACUUUUGCGAUAUCUAAAGAUAUUUUCUUGCGAUUAGUCUAUCGCGUAUGAAACGUGGUACCGUAAAAUGUACAUAAAUCCUUUUCCGAAUCAACUUGUAAAUAGCUUUUGAAAUGUAACAAUAAUUUCCGCAUAGCAUAACAUGUAAUGUCUAUUGAAAGUAAGAC
Molecule: messenger RNA, 4541 nt
Organism: Dufourea novaeangliae
Lineage: Eukaryota; Metazoa; Arthropoda; Insecta; Hymenoptera; Halictidae
Gene: Nost
Exons: 9
Coding region: 283-3564 (1093 amino acids)
Cellular component (GO): cytoplasm; plasma membrane
Molecular function (GO): protein binding
Source: RefSeq, a predicted model, not a curated record